Lathyrus sativus (Indian pea) is the source of this 663-nucleotide messenger RNA. NCBI's taxonomy places the organism in Eukaryota, Viridiplantae, Streptophyta, Magnoliopsida, Fabales, Fabaceae. The record is from the annotation of a GenBank genome assembly.
AUGCAGCGAAACGAGGCAUCAUCUUCAAUGGAAGUGGACACUGUCCAAUCUGAACCAAAAGUUUUACCUCCAAAGCCUCAAUUUGCGCCGCUAAAGCCUCACGAGAUGUCUAGUGGUCAGGUUCAGUUUCGCAAGGUAUCCGUUCCGCCGCAUCGUUACACUCCUCUCAAGAAAAUUUGGAUGGAGAUCUAUACGCCUGUAUACGAGCAGAUGAAAAUCGACAUCCGAAUGAAUUUGAAGGCGCGGAAAGUUGAAUUGAAGACAAGGCACGAUACUCCGGAUAUAAGUAACCUUCAAAAGUGUGCUGAUUUUGUCCAUGCUUUCAUGCUGGGUUUUGAUGUUAUUGAUGCCGUUGCUAUUCUCCGGUUGGAUGAGCUCUAUGUUGAGUCCUUUGAGAUUAAGGAUGUUAAGACACUUCGAGGGGAUCAUUUGUCUCGGGCGAUUGGAAGAUUGUCUGGAAAAGGCGGUAAGACUAAGUUUGCAAUUGAGAAUGCGUCGAAGACUAGGAUUGUGAUUGCGGACACCAAAAUUCACAUUCUGGGGUCGUUUGCAAACAUCAAGAUUGCUAGGGAUUCUCUAUGUUACCUAAUUAUGGGAUCGCCGGCGGCAAAGGUUUAUUCUAAGUUGAGAGCGGUUACUUCUAGGAUGGCGGAAAGGUUUUGA